AUGAUGAAGCACUCGUAGUACUAGCAAAACUUCGUGCUAAUGGUGACAAAACUGAUCCUGUUGUUACUAAUGAAUUUAACGAGAUUAAGGAGAAUGUUAGAUUUGAACGUGAAAUUGCUGCAAAGAGUUAUUUAGAACUAGUAAAAGUAGGUCCUGAAAAUAUUCGUAAAAGAGUUAUACUUGGGGUCGUUAUUCAAGCAUUUCAACAGUUAACCGGAAUUAAUGCUAUCAUG
Molecule: messenger RNA, 233 nt
Organism: Racocetra fulgida
Lineage: Eukaryota; Fungi; Glomeromycota; Glomeromycetes; Diversisporales; Gigasporaceae
Source: the annotation of a GenBank genome assembly